Lactuca virosa is the source of this 1800-nucleotide messenger RNA. NCBI's taxonomy places the organism in Eukaryota, Viridiplantae, Streptophyta, Magnoliopsida, Asterales, Asteraceae. The record is from the annotation of a GenBank genome assembly.
AUGUUCGAUCCAAGUUCAAUACUUUCAUGUAUUCUCACCUUCUUGUCUACAAUUCUUUUCUUUUUAGUAACUGGUAUUCAGGCACAAGCCAAAAUUCUUCCUCGAGAUGAAGUGAAUGCACUUCAAGAAAUAGCUAAAGAAUUGGGAAAAGAGGACUGGAAUUUUGACCUGAACCCAUGUGAUGGAGAUCCCAGUUGGAACACAAAUGUGCAAGACCCAAGUUCUCAGUAUAACAACAGUGUUGUUUGUGAUUGCUCGUAUCCUGCCAGUGUUUGUCACGUUGUUGAGAUAUCUAUGAAGGGGCAGGAUCUUGCAGGAGUUCUUCCUCCAUCCCUGGCCAAGUUACCAAAUAUCAAGAUAAUUGAUUUAUCGUUUAAUUACCUAAAUGGCACCAUACCUCCUCAAUGGGCAUCAACAAAGCUGGAAUUCAUAUCUGCUACGGCUAAUCGCUUGACAGGGAGUAUUCCAACAUUUUUGGGCAACAUAACCUCACUUUUAUAUGUGAUACUGGAGAACAACAUGUUCUUUGGAGCUGUUCCUGCUGAGCUUGGAAAAUUAAAAAAUUUAACAUCUCUGGUCUUGAGUGCUAAUAAUCUCACUGGUAAAUUGCCGGAGGAGCUUAAUUCUCUGACCAAUUUGAUAGAACUCCGGCUAAGUAGCAACAACUUCAGUGGGAAAAUUCCAAACCUUGGAAACUGCACAAAACUUCAGAAAUUAGAGAUCCAAGGUAGUGGUCUAGAAGGACCAAUACCUGAAAGUCUUUCCUUCUUGAGAAAUUUAACAGAACUACGAAUUUUUGAUUUAAGUGGAGAGGGCUCACGGUUUCCAAAUCUGAGUAGGUUGACAAGAAUGAAUAAGUUGAUGUUGAGAAGCUGUAAUAUAACUGGGAGUAUUCCGGGUUAUAUAUCGCAAAUGUUCAGUUUGAGACAUCUAGAUCUCAGUUUCAACAAUCUGAAUGGUGGUAUACCAGAUCUAAGUGAACUGAAUCUUGAAAAAAUGUAUCUGACUGGUAACUCCCUAGACAACAGUUUUCCUACAUGGAUCACCGGUAAUCUUGUAGUAGAUCUUUCCUACAACAACUUCAGUAAAAACACGGUACCACGAGUUUGUGGCGAAUCACUGAACUUAUUCAGAAGCUACUCUAGUGGGAAUAACUCAGACCUUGGGAAAUGCCUUAGCACCCGUCCUUGCUUAAAGGACUACUAUUCAGUUCAUAUAAAUUGUGGAGGGCCACUAGUUACCAUUGGAAACAAGACAUAUGAAGCAGAUGAAGAUUCAGGUGGACCUGCAAAAUUUGUUCCUUCAAGUGAUCAUUGGGGAUAUAGUAGCACAGGAAGCAUGUGGUCUGCUAAUGACAGUGUUGCAAAUUAUAUCGAAACUAAUGCAUCUGUACUCACUAUGAAUGGCUAUGAACUUUAUACGAAGGCUCGCCACACGCUCCUGUCUCUCACUUACUAUGGUCGUUGCUUAGCAAAUGGAAAGUAUACUGUGACUCUGCAUUUUGCAGAGAUAGUUUUCAGAGAUAAACAAUCUUACAAGAGUCUUGGAAGACGUGUUUUUGAUGUUUAUGUUCAGGGUGUAAACGUAUUGAAGAAUUUUGAUAUCAAGAUUGAAGCAGGCGGGGUUGAUAAGGAAGUAUAUAAAACCUUAAAAGGCAUACUUGUUACAAAUAAAACAUUAGAAAUCCGGUUCCAGUAUGCUGGAAAAGGUACAACAGCUGUUCCAAUUAGAGGAGUGUAUGGUCCUUUGAUAUCUGCCAUUUCUAUGGUGGCCGGUAUGUAUAUUCUCCACAUAUUUUGA